Trypanosoma cruzi is the source of this 1527-nucleotide messenger RNA. RefSeq lists its product as uncharacterized. NCBI's taxonomy places the organism in Eukaryota, Euglenozoa, Kinetoplastea, Trypanosomatida, Trypanosomatidae. Bases 1 to 1527 code for a protein of 508 amino acids. The record is from RefSeq and is a predicted model, not a curated record. The transcript has a single exon. Gene Ontology annotation, molecular function: protein binding.
AUGCCUCACCUUUUUAGCGACUCGUCUGUUUCCUUCCUGAAGCGAUUUCAGUUUAUUCAACGCGGUAGGCAUGGCGAAGUUGCACGGGAGGGAACCAUUCCGACUGACACGCUUUCACUCAUGGAUGUGUUGCUUCAUACCAACAGUACAUUUACUUUGUUUUUUCACUUAAAACAUGCUUUGGAUACCGCACAGAGGAGCGAGAAUGCGAACGAUGGCACUUCUUCUGCACGACGGACCGAUGAUUUGGCAAACGCCUUGCAUCACCUGCAAGAAGACAUGACGGAAUUUGAUGAUGGGCUCUCAGAGGAGAUUUUAGGGCCGAUUCUGCUUUCAUUUCUUAACUUUUAUUUGGAUCGGAGCAUUGAUAUGAUGUCCAUUCGCCGAACGUUAUGUACACUCUUUGAGACCACACCAUACCUCCGCGAGAUGCAUGAUGACGAAGAUAAAAAUCAACCAUUGAGCUCCAAUAUUGCUCUGUUGUUGUUAAAUCUUUCGAGGGCACUUCUUCACUCUCAGGCCAAAGGGGAAAUGUCUUUGAGGAAGAAAAACAGGGUAGUGCAACAGCAUGCGUUACCCCUCCUACCCUGGUUACGAUCUUGCGCAAGGAAGGCAACGCAGAAACCCACCUGGUAUUGGUGGGCAUCACAGAACUCACGCACACUCUCUAUUCUCACGAAUGGUGCAUUUGUUUACCGUAGCACCAUGUGUGAAGCUGCGGCGGAUGAGGAUGCCAUUUUAGUUUCGUAUGCUGCACAGCCGACUCCGAGGAAGCGAGGGCGCGGGGUAGACGAUGAUGAUGUGAUGGAGGCGGCGGUGGAAAAAAAUAGAAGAAUAUCUUCAACGUCCCAAACUCACCUGAAUGGCGGUAAGUUCUCGCUUGGUGUUGUUCCCAUUCCGUAUGCGGUACAAGGGAUUAUUUUGGAAUAUCUUUCUCCUCGUGCACUUUCUACUGCCUGUUUAGUCUGCAAGGCUUGGUGGGGUCUUAUUGAUCAAUCCCUUACCUUGCGUUUUUAUCUGUUUGCCAGUCGGGCUGUGACUCGGGUAUUUAUUCAAUUUUUUGAGGAUGAUUGGGGAAAGGCGUGGGUGCGGCUGAAUGAACUCACCACCUUUCGGCGACUUAGCCUGCAGCGUAUGUACAUAUGCCUCGUUCAGAAUCAUCUGCAUCGACAACGUGCAUCUGCCGCGUCAAUUGGAGACUUUGUUUUACGUCUUUACAAUGAGUUUGGGAAGAAAAGCCCCCAGUGGGAAAUGUUAGAAGGACUUUGGAAUGCCAUGGAGGUGGAAAUGAAAAUAAUGCCGUUUCUGGCCCUUCGCGAUGUGACAUUUUCCUCACUUCUUCAAAACGGAACAAUUCCGUGUUGCUGCAACGAUAUUUCACGUGCUGCUGCUUUGGUACAGAUGAAACAGGUAUUGAGAUUGUUGCAAAGCUCUGAUUAUCCUUUUUUUUCAUUAUUUAAUGAACUGUUAAGGCGAUGGUCUGUGCUUCUUAGUGCGGUGCAUUCACCUCCAGCUGCGAUGUCGUAA